GGUGCCGGCGGUGGAGACAGAAGAUGGCUGUGAGGUGGUGGUGCUGGGCGGCGGGCCUAUGUGUGAGGGUGCUGGGUGGGGGCUGUGGUGGAGUAGAAGCCAAUGGAGGCCCUUCCAGGCAACAGUAGUGACGGUUCUGUAGUGGUUGUGCGAAAGCGGGGCUCCGAGCAGAGGAUGUUUCAGGUGUCCGCGGGCGAGAUAUCCUCGGAGAUGUUAAAUAUAUCCAAGAAAUCAGCUUCCUACUUUGCAAACUUCUCCAGACUACAGCAGAUCACAGAUAUUCAAGCUGAAAUCUACCAGAAAAACUUGGAAAUUGAACUUUUAAGACUAGAAAAAGAUACAGCAGAUGUUGUUCAUCCUUCCUUUUUGGCUCAGAAGUGUCAUACUCUGCAAAGCAUGAAUAAUCAUUUGGAAGCGGUGCUAAAAGAGAAGAGGUCCCUCAGGCAAAGACUGUUGAAACCCACGUGCCAGGAAAAUUUGCCUAUUGAAGCUGUUUAUCACAGCUGUAUGGUACAUUUGCUGGAAUUGGCAGUAACUUUCAUUGAAAGAUUAGAAAACCAUCUUGAAACAAUUAAAAAUAUCCCUCAUUUAGAUGAAAAUCUAAAGAAAAUGAGUAUGGCUUUAGCAAAAAUGGAUAUGUUGGUGACUGAGACAGAAGAACUGGCAGAGAAUAUACUCAAGUGGCGAGAACAACAAAAGGAAGUUUCCUCUUCUAUCCCCAAAAUACUAGCAGAAGAAAAUUAUCUGCAUAAGCAUGAUGUUGUAAUUCCUUCUUUACCUUUUACUUCUAAAGUUCAUGUCCAAACUGUUAAUGCCAAGUGACUUGUCAACUUUAUUUUUGCCUAAUUGUAUGUAUUAUGUGAAGUCUAUUUCUAACCAGUUGUAAUAUGGGCAUGUAUAAGCUCUGCUACUAGCAGUACUGAAAGAGCCCUCUUUAUAUUGAAGCAGUAAGAGUCCAAGUUCAUUGAAACCAAAUUGAGUUUUCCUUUGUUUUUCAUAUAUUUUCAUUAUACUUUACAGUAAAACUCUUGAAAAUCAAAUAUAACUAUGAGUUUAUUAACAUGAGUGCAUUAGCCAUUUCUCAGACAGCAACUCUAUUUAUGUCUUCUUUUUAAAUGCUUGUUUCUGAAUUUUGAAGAGUCUUCUUGCAAGUGAAAGUAUGUCAGUUUUCCUGUGGGAUAGUUACUGAAUGUAUAGAAAAGAGCAAACAUAACAGGCCUAACUGCUGUCCUUUGAAAGGCUUGCUUACAAAGUUGGUCCUUGCCUGGCUUCUGGGAAUUUAGAUUUCACUAGCGUUCCUUCCACUAUCACUGAUAAGAGCACUUACCAUGACUGAAGUGUUUGUACAGUGUGGCUUGUGCUGAGCACCUUUCCUUCUGGGAGUCUAGAAUUUUGGUCCGUG
Mustela erminea (ermine) is the source of this 1402-nucleotide messenger RNA. RefSeq names its product HAUS augmin like complex subunit 2 (gene HAUS2). The transcript is spliced from 7 exons. The coding region runs from base 103 to 822 and encodes 239 amino acids. Gene Ontology annotation, cellular component: centrosome; HAUS complex; mitotic spindle microtubule. Lineage: Eukaryota; Metazoa; Chordata; Mammalia; Carnivora; Mustelidae. Gene Ontology annotation, biological process: microtubule nucleation; centrosome cycle; spindle assembly. The record is from RefSeq and is a predicted model, not a curated record.